CGAGUUAUCAUAACGUACCAAAAUGCGUUUGGGAACACAAUUAUGCGUUCUUUUCCUUUGCGGUCCUGUUCUACUCUCAAUGGCAAUUGAAAUCGACUUUCUAAAAGAUCAGACCCAGGACCUAGAGAAAGGUAUUAGAAAAGCCGAUGGGGAGAUCAUGUUCUGUACUCAAAAAAGAGAAAACGUGUCAAGGCUGCUGGCCACAGAGCAUGUGAAAAAUCACUUUUUAAAAGAAAUGGAUCAUGGAGGACUUAUUUUUACCGUAGAAAUAAAAUUGAGAGAAGUCAAAAAUAAAUCGCAAUUCCAGAUAUUCUCAGUACAAAGUGGUUCUACGAUGAGGGGAAAAAUUUUUGUUUUCUGGCUACAACCUUUGCGUAAAGGGUUUGGAAUUACAUACAGAGGCAUCACCGGACAAAUGUCGAUGAUAUUCUUCAGACCUGUAGAACUUCCAAUAGGAUUGUGGGUUAAAAUUACUCUCAAAUUUCGGGGGCUCUCCAAGAGCCGACCAAGCGUGCAGUUUUUCGUGAACGAGGAGAGAAUACAGGAACAAAGAUUAAACAGAAAUUUCAGACAUUCUAUUUUAAGAACGAAUAGAAAUAACCUUAUGUUAAGUAUCGGGGAAAUGUAUAGGUCACGUCGAGGUAGAGUUCCCCCCAAGUUAUGUUUACGAAGACUGAAACUCUACACAGAUACAGAUGUUGAAGAUGUUGUGAGGAAGUGCGAGCCAGGCGCUACGAGAGAAGAUCUACUGCGGAUGGAAAAACGGAUUGUAAGCCAGAUUACACAACAGAUGCAGUCCAUGCUUAACACAUGUGGUGUGUGCAAAAGAACCCCAUCACUCGAGGUCCCAUCAUUGGUAGUCCGCCCCCCAUCACUCGUGGACCGGCGCCCCCCGCCGCAAUUCAAGGUCCGGCCCCCACCUAAAGGCAGGGGACCCAUCUCCAAGCAAACGACACCCGAGAGAACAAACCCAAAAGUAGUAUUGAAGUCAUUAGUAGCCAAAGAACCGUGUCCACCUGGUCUUAGUCCUUGUCAUAUUUGGGCUACCUGUACCCCUAAGCUCUUUUCCUCCGACAAUGCGUGCCAGUGUAAUCUGGGUUUUGCUGGAAAUGGCUACGUUUGUGGAAAGGAUUCAGAUCUUGACGGCUUCCCAGAUGAGGAUCUUCCGAAUUGCAAAGAAAGACAUUGCAGAAAGGAUAACUGCAUCAAUAAGCCAAACAGUGGUCAAGAAAAUGCAGAUAAUGACGAAUUUGGCAACACGUGUGAUGAAGAUAUGGACAAUGAUGGAAUAUUGAACGACAAAGAUAAUUGUCCCUUGCAUUACAACCCGAGUCAACAGGAUUCAGACGGUGAUAGGAUCGGCGACGCUUGCGAUAACUGCGUGAGGACUCGUAAUCGAGAUCAGAAAGACACGGAUAACGAUGGCUCUGGGGAUGCUUGCACUAGCGAUGUUGACGGUGAUGGUUCAAUUGAAGGUGAUAAUUGUCCAUACAAGAAAAACGCUGACCAGAGAGACUCGGACGGAGAUGGAGUCGGAGACGCAUGUGAUAACUGUCCUUCACGCAGCAAUCCCGACCAGGAGGAUGUUGACCAAGAUCUUGUUGGUGAUAUUUGUGACUCAAAUAUAGACAGAGACCAAGAUGGCGUGAAUGAUGAAUAUGAUAAUUGUGUGAGCGUGCUGAAUCCAGGACAGCUUGAUACAGAUGAGGAUGGUGUAGGAGACGAAUGCGACCCCGAUGAUGACAACGAUGGUGUAUUGGAUGAGGAAGACAACUGCAGAUUAACUGCAAAUCCGGAUCAGGAAGUUGAUCCCACGGCGCCAAAAUACGGAAUAGCGUGUAAAGAUGAUUUCGACGGCGAUUCGAUAAUAAAUAGUGAAGAUAGCUGUCCAGAGAAUAGGGAUUAUUCCUCCGUGACGUUUUACGACUAUCAAACCAUCAAUCUUGAUCCGAAAGAAGAAGAACAGGUGGACCCUGUGUGGAAGGUCUUGGAUGAGGGCAGAGAAAUUCUCCAAGUUGAAAAUAGCGAUCCUGGCAUGGCCAUAGGGAAACAAUCAUUUGCUGGUGUCGACUAUUAUGGUACAAUCUUCGUGGACACACCUGAAGAUAAUGAUUACUUUGGUCUGGUUUUUGCAUAUCAGAGUAGCAGUCGGUUCUACACCGUGAUGUGGAAGAAAGUUGGUCAAGUUUACUGGGAUAAAGAACCAUUUGAAGCACUAGGCAAACAAGGAUUGUCUAUCAAGGUUGUCGAUUCAGCCACUGGUCCUGGGCCAAUGUUGCGUAAUGCAUUAUGGAAUACUGACAGCACAAGGCGUCAGGUAAGAACUUUAUGGCAUGAUCCUGACGAGACUGGAUGGAGAGAAAAAGUAUCUUACCGCUGGGAGUUAAGACAUCGUCCCAAAACCGGAUAUAUAAGAUUUAAGAUAUUUGAUGGUACAAAGAAAGUUGUCGAUACCGGAGUACUUCAUGAUAGAACAUACUCUGGAGGAAGGUUGGGAGUGAUGUCAUUCUCACAAGAGAAAGUCAGCUGGUCCAAUAUCUUCUACCGAUGUAAUGGCGGUUCUGUAAAGAAAUAAAGUUGGUGAAUGGCUUUCAGAGACUUUUGUAGAUAGAUCAGUACAUUUGUGACUGUUCAACUAAAGCUUUUCGUCGGUAGCAUAAAAUUUAUAGUACAUAUACUACAAUGGACUUUUCAUUAAGGAUAGAGGCCACACCACUGCCUUCUACUAUGCACCACAUUUAAUGAAAUGGAUUCCCAGUUAGUUUUUAAUCUCAAUGGGAAAGAAAUUUGAAAAAAAUCUUUCAAACGUAGAUUUAAACCUUUAAAGAUGCCUUAGCCUUUGGGCUCUUCUUUUCAAACUCUUGAAAGAAAAAACCCAAAACCUGUCCCGUUUUUGGUGGUUCUAAGUAGAAACCAGUUUUUUAGAAAUCUAAUAUUUCAUGGAAAGUCUAUCGGGGAGACAAAUCCUUACUAAGUAUUCAUUAUUUUAAAUGAACCUGGUUGUUGUGAGAUACUGUUACGACUUCUGAAUAGUACUUGAAAGUUUAUAAAUGGGUUAAAUUGCUGUAGUCUGAAUGUAAUGUACAGCGAUAAUUCUUUAUGUAUCAAUCAUAAAUAUAAUAUGUAGAAACUGCUAUUUUUUGUCGUUUUAAUAAAUACUGCAUAUCAA
Dendronephthya gigantea is the source of this 3169-nucleotide messenger RNA. RefSeq names its product cartilage oligomeric matrix protein-like. Gene Ontology annotation, molecular function: calcium ion binding. Bases 23 to 2575 code for a protein of 850 amino acids. Gene Ontology annotation, biological process: cell adhesion. The transcript is spliced from 20 exons. Gene Ontology annotation, cellular component: extracellular region. Lineage: Eukaryota; Metazoa; Cnidaria; Anthozoa; Malacalcyonacea; Nephtheidae. The record is from RefSeq and is a predicted model, not a curated record.